Messenger RNA from Drosophila montana, 1055 nucleotides. It is a transcript of the gene Ccp84Ae, whose product is annotated as Ccp84Ae. The coding region runs from base 460 to 1023 and encodes 187 amino acids. Gene Ontology annotation, cellular component: extracellular matrix. NCBI's taxonomy places the organism in Eukaryota, Metazoa, Arthropoda, Insecta, Diptera, Drosophilidae. The transcript has 2 exons. The record is from RefSeq and is a predicted model, not a curated record.
AUAUAUUUAAUACAAUACUCAAUUGUAAGUCAAUUCGCAUAUUUUUUUAAAUCAAAAAUUGUUUUUGAUUAUUCGCACACCAUCAAUUUGAAAUGGAUUUUUCUUUGUGCAAUAACUGUAAACUGUAAGAGGCAUAGUUAAGGAGCCAGAGCAUAUAUGUAUAAGUAAUAUGCACUAUGGGUUUUUAAUUAAAGAUUCCCAUUUAUACGACUGGCCGAGCUGGAGAACUGAAGAACGUACGUGACAAUUAUACGUGAUUAGCUUUUGGCAGCGUCCACCCGCAAGUGCACUUUCAAUAUCAGCGCGGGGCUGCGAAGCGCCAAAAAUGAAUUCCAAUUAGGUGUCAUCAAUGUCAGCGAGUUGACUAUAUAACCUUAUGGCCGCAGCUUGGUCAGACAUUCAGUGUUCAGCUUCUGCUUCAGACAGCACCGAGUUAUCCUCCAAACAAGUCCCAACGAAAUGGCUUACAAGAUCGCAUUCGCACUCGCUAUGCUCGCCGUGGCCCAGGCGGCCGUGCUGAGAACUGUGGCACCCGUUGCCGUUGCACCCGCACCCGUUCUGGCCAAGACCGUUGAACUGGAGGAGGUUGAUCCGCAUCCCCAGUACUCGUACAGCUACGAUGUGCAGGACACCCUCUCCGGCGACUCCAAGGGUCAUGUGGAGGAGCGUGAUGGCGAUGUGGUCCGCGGCGAGUACUCCCUGAUCGAUGCCGAUGGCUUCAGGCGCACCGUCACCUACACCGCCGAUUCCAUCAAUGGCUUCAAUGCGGUUGUGCGCCGUGAGCCCCUCGUUGCCGUUGCUGAGCCCGUGGUUAAUGCUGCUCCAGUUGCUGUAUCCGCGCCGCUCGUCCGCUCUGCUCCUGUUGCCGUCCCCGCACCCCUCGUCCGCUCUGCGCCAGUUGCUGUAUCCGCGCCGCUCAUCCGCUCUGCUCCCCUCGCGGUUGCAGCUCCUGUUGUAAGAACCGCUGCCAUUGCUGCUCCACUGAGAUACACCGCGCCAGCCUAUGCCGUUAGGAACUUGUAAUUUGACCUGACCUAAAUUGUUCUCCUGCUUAU